AAUAAGCGGUUUUGUAUUGGGAGGAUGAGAAAGAAGCCCAGGGCUGUUUGUGCGCGCUCAUCGCGUGCUGUGUUUUCUUCAGCGCUGGAAUCAGAUGCAUUGCAUUGUUGCGCGCGCGAGUCGAGCUGAGAUGCAGGCGCUGUUCUCUCCUCAGCUUCAGCAUGCUCGAGCUUCACCUGUGAACAUCCACGCUUUACUGCUAUGACACCUGGGUCCUGACAGCAGCGGAUCUCUCUGCGCCUCGGAGCCGACAUGAAGCGCCAUGGAGCGGCGGUGCUGCUGACGCUGUGCGCGCUCCUCCAGUGCAUAGAAGCAAAGAAGUACUGCUGGUAUAUUGAAGGAGGAUACCCCAUCUAUUUCAUAUGUCGCUCGUAUGAGGAUUGUUGUGGGACUCGCUGCUGCAUCCGAGCGCUUUCCAUCCAGAGACUCUGGUACUUCUGGCUGCUGCUGAUGAUGGCUGUGCUGUUCUGCUGCGGCGCUGGCUUCUUCAUUCGCCGGAGGAUGUAUGCGUCUGCGCUCAGCGAGGAGCCUGCCUUCAACGUGUCCUUCACCAGACACCCGGUCAGCUCGCCAGUCUCCCAGCAAGCGGGCAUGCAAGGCUACGGUGACCCCUGCGGCGCCAUGACAACGACCCUGACCCCUGCAUACCCGGGUCAGCCGGCUCCAUCACACAUGCUGAGCUCGUACCCUCCGCCGCCCUCCUACUGCAAUCAUCCACCUCCCUCCUACGAGCAGGUCUUCAAGAACACAGAGAAGAAGAACCACAGCCAGUCCUCACAAUGAGAGACCAUCGUCUCCAGGAUCUCUCCUUUUCAUUUGCUUGAUUUCAGGACGCCUCUUUCUUGCCUGUUCCCAGUCUGUUGUUUUAUCGUUUGACAGGCGCACUACGGAGGAGCCAACAAGAGAACAAACGUCCUGAUGCACAGUUUCAAACAGACUUCUCUAGCUGAGAGAGCUUUGAAGAAGCUGUCAGGACGUGAAGCAUUGAAGAUACUGAGAGUUUCCCCUUUCUUUGAAAAGUGGCUCAUCGAGCUAAAGUGGACCUCGACAAGGUGGAAAGAACCCAUUGACCUUCUGGAGAACAGGAUGAGAUGCCGUGGAGAAUACAUCUAUCACCCGUCCAUCAGAAUCCUAACAGCAGGGAGUUACGUACUGUAGAUAGCGCUUCUGAUCUCCGAUCAUGCAUUUUAUCAUAUUACAAUAUAAUGCUAUAUUGAUGACGGGUUACAGUACUCAUGGCACCUGAGCCUCCCAAACACCACUGAAUCAAAAUUAAAAAGCUAAGUGUGCCUUUUAUCUCACAGUUUUGUCUUUUAUGGGACUUUAAGAACCUCACAUAUUUACACAAUAUUUAAAUUGCCUUUUUUUCUCAAAAUUUAAAAUUUAUAACUUAAAUGUUUAUCGAACAAUUCUUAGAAAAAAAUUUGGAAUUGCAAGAACAGUUCAUCGUGACUUUAUCUCACAAAACUUUUUCUCGCAAUUGAGAGUGUUCAUUAAAAAAAGUCAGAAUUCUGAGAUUUAAACUCAAAACUCUAAAGUCAAAUGUCAGAAAAGUCUGAAUUUGAGGUUACGGUAUAUCACGCAAUUCUGACUUUUUCUGACUUUAACACGCAAUUGCGAGUUAUAAAGAAACUUUUUUUAAAGAAAGUAUUGUAAGAAAAUACUUUUUUUUUUUUUUUUAGAAUUGGACUUUAUAACUCACAGUUGCAAGUUUACAUCUAACAAUUCCGAGGAAAAAAGUCAGAAUUGUGAGAAAGGAAUAAUAAAAACUGUGACUUAAAUCUCAUAAUUCUAACUUUUUCUCGCAAUCGUGAGUUUACAUCUUGUAUUUCUGUCUUUAAAAUUGCUAGUUUAUAUGCCACAGUUCUGUCUUAACUCAGUUUAUACCACAAAAUUCAAAGAAAAAGUCUUAAUUGCAAGUCAGAACUGUGAGAUAAAAAGUUGCAUUUUUAUUUUUUAUUCAGUGGUGGAAACGCCUUUCAUACAAACAGGAAAUUGUCCUUUUGUUCCCAUCCCAAAUGGGUCAGGAAUCUCUUCUGUGGGUAUUCAUUUGAAAUAGAUGAUGAACUCAGGAAGCGAGUCUGUUGAAGCCAGCGAUAGGAAGGUUUAUUCACAUCUUGUACACUUCAUUACACCCAUAGUGCCCUGUUUUUGUGGAUGGGUCGGAAAAUUGCAAAAGCUUGUUUUGGCUUACAUGUCUUGUUUUGUUGGAGUUCACCCCCGAUAAUGGCCCUCUGUGCAAAUUAAUUAUUGAACUACAUUUACCAUUGAAACAUGUGCAUAUGAUGAGAAAUACAGCUGAGUGUUAUUUGGAGGGAGUGAUUUUAUUUCAUUUCAGGCCUCUUCAUUAGAAUAGAAAAGGAUCAAAUGUGAAGCAAAUUGCCGCAUUGCAAUGCCAUCACUGGAUAAACAUAUUGCUUGCUAAACUGUUGUUUUACACUAAGAGUGCAGAAUGCAGCAAAUUAUGGAGAAAUGUGUGGGUCACAUUUAAAACCUGAAUUAAAUUCUAUUAGAAAUAAGAAAUAAUAAUUGGCAUCAAAUCAUGCAUAUUUUUAGGACCAUUAAUUAACCUUUUUUCUACACUUUUCUACACAUUAAGCACUGUAAGAAUAAUUUGGGCAAAUGUGAUUAAUUAGCAUUAUAACAACAACAACAAAAAACUUUGAAAUAUAGGUGAAAUAUGACCUAUGUUCUUCAUAGCAUUCAUCAACAUAAUUUUUUUUAGGGAUGCAAGAUAUAUCAACCGAUAAAUGUUAAUUUACCUGUUAUCUUUAUCAAACCGAUAAGAGAAUUUGGCCGAUAUCUUUGAGCCGAUAAAUAAUGCAUUAUUUCCUUCAGACGCUUCAGAUGCGCACUAUUUGCCAUGGUCUUUAAUUGCUUGAAAUAUUAUUGUAAUCACUUUGAAAAGGAAAAUACAGUGAACUACAACAAGUUAUACUGAGAUCAAUACCUACUGUAAAAUAAUGCUAUGGAAUGUUUGUUCGCUCAUGUUUCAUCGCUUUGUUAGAGCACAUCCACAAGGUACACAUUCUGGUUAGCACGUUUAACUUUGAGUUCAUUUGUGCAUUUCUUUUUGUGCAUAUAUAAGUUUAUAUUAUGUUUCUGUUGUAUAAAGAUCUGAUUUUCAUACAGUAUUAUUAGCCUGCUAACAAAGCAUUCAUUCAGCUCUUCAGCUACAGAAACACUGCUAUUUUAUAGUGUUAUUAGUUUAAGAUACUUCUUUUUCAAACUCACUGAUAUAUUAUUAAUAAUAACCACCAUAGUUAAACCAUACGACCAUAUAAACCAUAUUGUUUUUUUGUUUUUUUUCAUCAAUACGGUUUAAUUAAAAUAUAUUCAUUGUUGUUGGUGCGAAGAUUAUUUAGUCUAAUUUAUCCAUGGCAUAUGAUUUAUGUAUUUAUAUAUAUAUUAUUUAUUUAUUUUUAGGCAAGUUAUGUUGUCCAGUGACUUGUUUGCAUUAUUAAAUUUAUUUGUAAGGCUGAUUUAUGUUAUAGUUAUGUUUAGGUGUUUAAUGCCUUUUAAUGGAUAAAAAUUCAGAUUUAUCAGCCAACAUAUCGGUUAUCAAUUUUCAUAUUAAAAGAAUUAUCGGUUAUUGAUAUCGGCCAAAAUUUUCAUAUCGGUGCAUCCCUACAUUUUUUUUAAAGCAAUGGUUAAGUCUAUUAAAUACGACUGAUUUGGAGAGAAUUACUAGAAUUCUAGAAGGGAACUUUCAAUGUGGUCCUGAAGUUUUUAUUUAAGCUUGCUUAAUGUUAAUUCAACAUGUGAUUUGUUUGGUACAUAUUGUGGAAAAAACUGACUUUAAAGUUACGUAUUUUGCAUAUUUGAGUCUUGAUUGAUAUAGUGAAUGCUGGCUGGUUUCUAUUCUUGAUGUCGUGAUUGAACAGAAUGUAGCUUUGGGAUCAGGACUGAACUCUCCACAGACUGGGUAUUACAGUACAUUAAUUGCAUCAUAGCAGUCCCCAUUAUAAACUUAUUAUUGACUCGAACAUUAGCCAGCAUCAAUAGGAUUGGCUUUACCUCAAGUACAUUCAACUAAGUGUUGUUUUUGUAGUAGUGCUCACAUGGUUCAUGGUUUCUUGAAGCUGAACUAUGCAAAGACAGACUGAGUCCAUUUGCUGAUGUUAGAGUUUGUUUAACUUAAGAUCAGAUGGUGUUUUGUUUUAUUUUCAUGAACUUGUGAUCGCAGAGCUGUUCAAAUUACAGCGUAGAGUGUCAAGGACAGCUGUGAAAUUGUACUGACACACCAGCAAGCAGUCGAAGUGAACCGCUCUCGAUGUCCGAAAACCAUCCACUACAAUAAUAAACUGUUUGAGACUUUUGCUACUUCUC
Messenger RNA from Carassius gibelio (silver crucian carp), 4329 nucleotides. It is a transcript of the gene vopp1b, whose product is annotated as VOPP1 WW domain binding protein b. Bases 253 to 783 code for a protein of 176 amino acids. Gene Ontology annotation, cellular component: cytoplasmic vesicle membrane. The record is from RefSeq and is a predicted model, not a curated record. The transcript has 5 exons. Lineage: Eukaryota; Metazoa; Chordata; Actinopteri; Cypriniformes; Cyprinidae.